This is a messenger RNA of Ceraceosorus bombacis, 585 nucleotides long. NCBI's taxonomy places the organism in Eukaryota, Fungi, Basidiomycota, Exobasidiomycetes, Ceraceosorales, Ceraceosoraceae. The record is from the annotation of a GenBank genome assembly.
AUGGCCGUUGCCGCGAGUGUGAGUGAGUGCUGAUCUACGUUCGCUUGAGGAUCCGCCAGACGAACGUGCCGCGGUAUGUCAGCCGUCGCAUGGCACCCGCGGCUUGCACGGGCACCCCUUUUCGCGCCACAGAGGUCCCAGACGACAUCCAUAGAGACUUGAGCGGAGGUAUGGAAAGGCUGCGUGGACAUGACAUCUGCACUUAUCGAACAGUCUUACCAUCACAACGCGUCCGCACGAAUGGGCCGAAGGACUUUGAUGUCGACGGCAAGUUGGGCAGCGAAGAUGCUCGUCUCCCAGAACUUCGAUGGACUGCCCAAAUGACUGGACACUCGAGCAACACGGCUCUUAUUGAAAUGCUCUCUGAAACGGCCCCGCAAAGGUCACGCGAGACUUGUCGCGCCAAUUUAAGCGAGUCGUGGACCUGCUCCGAGUCUGAGUGGGUCGCUCUUGAAAGCCAAGAGGUGAGUCUGAGUGUGACCUUAUCAAACCCAACUUCUUGAUGCUCUUGUGCACGUACUCAUGACUCUGCUGGUGUUGAAAAUACCUGCCUAGUUAAAGUCUCAGAUACCUAUUCAAGAUUAA